ACACCCACAGCAUGCUCUCUCCCUAUAGGCACGGCCUCCGCCGUGUGGUCCAGCGGGGAAGGCUCCCUCUGUCUCUCUUGUCUCUUGGCAGGCUUGACUCGGUCUCUGAGUGUCUGUCUCCAAGGCUCAGUCUGUGUAUCUGUCUCCUGUGGCCUCUCCCUGUGCAUCCAUCAUCUAUCCUUCGUCUGUCUCUCUGUGAACUUAGUUCUGUUUCUCUUUGCAGUUCUCACCGCCCUCUGAAGUUCUCUGUCCCAUUUUCCGUCCUCUCACUCUGAUCCCUCACUACUUUCACCUUCCUAGGGAGCCAUCUCCCUCUCUUAUCCUUCUUGGGUCCCCCAGAUCUCCCGUUUCUAUCUUCUGCUGGGCGGACGGGGACGCCUAGUCUUCGCCUCUUCUUCUGCUUGAGCUCCUGCAGCGACUUUGGUUCGCGGGCGCCACCGUGUGGCCAAUAGGGAGUCCUUGAUGGCGGCGAGGCAAGCAAGCGAUGCUGUGGUCUGGAUGCGACGUCCAGAGGUGGUGCGACCCACGCCAGUGUAAGGGCACGCCUCAGAGGUGGUGUGGGACGCCAGCAGAUGAUGUGUGACUGUGUGACAAGCGAGACUGUGGGCCACUGUGUAUGGCAUUGGACCUGAGAGAGGACCUGCCUGGAGACUGUUCGCAAUGGAGCGCUUGGCAGUGAGGCUGAACCAGUAUGUGGUUGUGUGAGACUCCAAGACAGUGUGAAUGCGAACUUCAGGAGAAGUUAAAGCUGCACUGCCUCCCAUCCUGUGUAUCCAUCCCUCCUUCCUUUCCCAGCCCCUCUGCUCUUCCUCCAGCAGCCUCUUGAUACCUCCAUCCGUGCACCCCUCCAUCCUGUCUUCUUGAGUCGUCAUCCUUUCCUCUACCUGUCUCUGGGAUCCCAUUCACUCAUAGUCCCAACCACGUCUCCUGUUACUGACUGGGUCACGCCACCUCUUCUCGCUACUCCCCGGGGGAUCCAAGAGUGUUCCAGCCCCCAGUCCACACUCCUGCCAGACAUUUAACCCCUUUCCUGCUGCAGCCAUGUCCAACAACAUGGCCAAGAUUGCUGAGGCCCGCAAGACCGUGGAGCAGCUGAAGCUGGAAGUGAACAUCGAUCGCAUGAAGGUGUCGCAGGCAGCAGCCGAGCUUUUGGCUUUCUGCGAAACGCACGCUAAGGAUGACCCACUGGUGACUCCUGUCCCUGCCGCCGAGAAUCCCUUCCGCGACAAGCGACUCUUUUGCACCCUGCUCUGAGCCCUCAAGACAGCUUUAUCCUCCCCCGCAGAAGUAUGAAUCCAAUAAACUUGGUGACCUGGUGGUGCCUGCA
Messenger RNA from Mus musculus (house mouse), 1327 nucleotides. It is a transcript of the gene Gng8, whose product is annotated as guanine nucleotide binding protein (G protein), gamma 8. Gene Ontology annotation, molecular function: G-protein beta-subunit binding. The transcript is spliced from 5 exons. The coding region runs from base 1042 to 1254 and encodes 70 amino acids. Gene Ontology annotation, cellular component: heterotrimeric G-protein complex; plasma membrane. Gene Ontology annotation, biological process: G protein-coupled receptor signaling pathway; nervous system development. The record is from RefSeq and is marked validated. NCBI's taxonomy places the organism in Eukaryota, Metazoa, Chordata, Mammalia, Rodentia, Muridae.